Messenger RNA from Pungitius pungitius (ninespine stickleback), 805 nucleotides. It is a transcript of the gene smim7, whose product is annotated as small integral membrane protein 7. The coding region runs from base 134 to 361 and encodes 75 amino acids. NCBI's taxonomy places the organism in Eukaryota, Metazoa, Chordata, Actinopteri, Perciformes, Gasterosteidae. The record is from RefSeq and is a predicted model, not a curated record. The transcript has 5 exons.
CAACGCCUGGUCAGACAACCUGAGGCAGCCGACAUCCGGGGACAACCAGGCAGCAGAGCUCUGAGACAUGAUUGGUCAGAUUCCUGAUUGCGUGAACGAACACGGAAGUGAGGCGUCUUUGUGACGUGAAAAAAUGAUCGGAGAUCUGUUGAUAUUCGGGACCUUACUGGUGAAUGCAGGGGCUGUGCUGAACUUCAAGCUCAAAAGGAAGGAAUCUCAGGGAUUUGGAGAUGAGUCCAGAUCACCGACAACAGGUGACAACAUCAGAGAGUUUCUGCUCAGCCUGCGAUACUUCCGGAUCUUCAUUGCUUUAUGGAAUAUCUUCAUGAUGUUCUGCAUGGUCAUACUGUUUGGGUCUUGAUCAACAUUUUUGGCAAAUGGACUCUCAUCAGAAUGCAGAUUUUCCACAGUGGAUUCUAUUAACUUUCCUUAAUCUGGGUUUGAUGUUCUUUUAUCCCUUUACGUAAUUAAGGUGCAUUUUCUUUACAACCCCAAAUUGUAAAUCUGCUUCCGGCUGUACAGGAAUUUAUCGUAUUUAUUUUGUCCUACAGAAUGUGUAACAUUUGUACCCUUUUGAUCAAGCUUGACUUCGCUUCGCUGCAUGUGUAUUUCAUGCGUCCCUUUGCUUCUUAAAACAUGAGCUUUUUCUCCAGCCUCUGAGUUUUCUUAUAAAAGAAACCGCAGUGUUGAAAACGAUGAAUAACUUUUACUGACAGGAUGAAAAAUGUUGAUAUGUGAAUUGUAACCUGCGUGUCAUCAUAAAGUGUCCUGAAGGAAGUAAAUCAAUAAAAGCUGUUUGAGAAUC